AUGUCACCACAUGUAGACCUUUCAUAUCAUAAACGGGUUUGGUGGAAAGAAGCAACAUUCUACCAGAUCUAUCCCGCGUCAUUCAAGGAUAGCAAUGGGGAUGGCUGGGGAGAUGUUCCUGGUAUACUCGAAAAAAUCAACUAUAUCGCAUCUCUCGGUGUCGAUGUAGUGUGGCUGUCGCCCAUGUUUGACUCCCCUCAGAUCGACAUGGGCUACGAUGUUUCUGAUUAUGAAGGCGUAUAUGCACCAUACGGCACAGUGCAAGAUGUCGAGAAGCUCAUCAAAGCUUGCCAUGAAAAUCAUAUGAAGAUCAUUCUUGACCUGGUCGUGAAUCACACUAGCGAUCAGCACGCCUGGUUCAAGGAAAGUCGAAGUUCAAAAACCAAUCCAAAAAGAAACUGGUAUUUCUGGCAACCUGCGCGGUACGAUGAGCAAGGGAAUCGCAUGCCGCCUACCAACUACCGUUCAUACUUCGCCGGCGGAACCUGGACUUGGGAUGAGCACACAGAAGAAUACUAUCUCCACCUCUAUGACAAAUCCCAACCAGACCUGAACUGGGAAAACGAAGACUGUAGGAAAGCAAUUUACGACUCGGCAAUGCGCUUCUGGCUCGACAAAGGCAUCGAUGGGUUCCGAGUAGACACGGUAAACAAGUACUCCAAAGUCUUUCCCUUCGCCGAUGCACCCGUCACGGAUCCUACCAGUGACAUCCAACCUGCCGCUCAAAUGUGGUGCAAUGGGCCUCGGAUUCACGAGUUCAUCAAGGAGAUUAAUUACAACGUCCUUUCCCAUUACAGGACCUAUGACGGCCAGCCCGUCGUAACAGUAGGUGAACUGUCCAUGUGUCCAGACCCUGAGUCAGUUAUCCCGUACGUUAGCGCAGCGCAAAAGGAGCUAGAUAUGGUUUUCCAGUUUGACAUUACACAUCUAGGCCAAGGUCCUCCAGGCUGCAACGACAAGUACGAUUUUGCUAAGUGGGAACUACCGGAUAUGAAGCGCAUAGUAGAGAAGUGGCAGUGCUUCAUUGAGGGAACCGACGCAUGGACGACCGUCUUUAACGAGAAUCACGACAAUGGCCGGAGUAUAUCGCGUUUCGCCAAUGAUGCUCCAGAGUGGCGGGAGAAGAGUGGCAAGCUACUUGCUUUGUGGUUGAUCGGUCAGACUGGGUCACUAUUCCUCUAUCAAGGCCAAGAAAUCGGCAUGAUUAACGCUCCGGCUUCUUGGGAUGUGAGCGAAGAGUACAAGGAUGUCGAAAGUCAGAAUUACUGGGCUGAAGCCGUGAGGUUAGCAGAUAACGGUACAGAUCCUACGCGUAAAGAGAGGAUUAAGCGUGGGUUGCAGCUCAUGGCUAGAGAUCAUGCGAGAUUACCUUUCCAGUGGGACGAAAGCGUAAAUAGUGGGUUUUCAACGGGUGAGCCGUGGAUGAGGGUGCAUGACGAGUAUCCUGCCAUCAAUGCUGCAGCGCAAGAGAAGGGUGCGGACAGUGUGCUUUCGUUUUACAAGCGCGCGCUCAGAUUGAGGAAAGAACACAAAGACGUUUUUGUAUAUGGGUCGUUCGAACUGGUGGAUACAGAGGGGACGGAGAUGUUUAUCUACAAGAAGAGGUUUGAGGAGAAGACAGCGCUUGUGGUGCUCAACUUCACAACGAAAGGACAGCGAAUAGAGUACGAUUUCGAGGGCUUGAGGCUGCUUGUGAGCUCGUACGGGAAGGCGAUGGACUCUGUGCUGCGACCGCUUGAGGGCAGGAUCUACAUCGACUACUGA
Alternaria burnsii is the source of this 1764-nucleotide messenger RNA. RefSeq names its product alpha-glucosidase-like protein maltase. NCBI's taxonomy places the organism in Eukaryota, Fungi, Ascomycota, Dothideomycetes, Pleosporales, Pleosporaceae. The coding region runs from base 1 to 1764 and encodes 587 amino acids. Gene Ontology annotation, biological process: oligosaccharide catabolic process. Gene Ontology annotation, molecular function: alpha-amylase activity. The transcript has 2 exons. The record is from RefSeq and is a predicted model, not a curated record.